CACGCCUUUCGUAGUUUGUUUGGACAACAUGACUUACUGCAUGAUAUCUCAUAUGUAUUUGUAUAUAUCUCAUGUUUUCUCUCCCCUCCUCCCCCCUUUUUCCCACCUCUCCUUGUUUUUUCAUAUGUCAUCACCACUCUCUCUUCUGUCUCUUCUCUCUUAUUCUGUCUCUUUCUUUCUCACUGUUUUUAUCAGUCAUUGCUUGUCCCAGGCAAAAGUCCGAGUAAAUAUGGACGCCGAGGCAGUGCCAUAGGGAUAGGAACAGUAGAAGAGUCUCUGAUAAUCCCAGGGAAAAGCCCAACCAGGAAAAAGUCUGGCCCUUUCAGCUCCCGGCGAAGCAGUGCCAUCGGCAUUGAAAACAUUCAAGAAGUCCAGGAGAAGAGUAGAGAUAACUCCCCAAACACUCAGAAGACACCUGACAGUGGCCACGCCUCUCAAGAUCCCAAAUCUGACAAUUCAUCCAAUCAGAGCUCUCCUGAGGUGCUCACAACUACCAAGAACAGUUCUUAUCUUGUUGGCAGGGCCGCAUCCAUCCCUGAGGCUCACGAUCUUUCCCGCUCGUCCUCCAACGCCAGCAGCUUUGCUAGUGUGGUGGAGGAGAAUGAGACAGAGGCAACAGAGGAAUACGACACAGGCAUGGAGAGUCUGUCAUCUGCUGGAACACCACAUAAGCGAGACUCCUUCCCCUACAACACUUGGCUGGAGGACAACAACAGUAACACUACUAGCACCAGUCGUGGGAGCUCCCCAGGGCCUGGUAAACCUGAUCGAGCAAAGGGGAUGAAACUGGAACGAUCACACAAUCAGCAGUCCUCAUCAAACUGUUAGCUCAACUCACCUGGUAGUGUCCUGGAUCUCCAUCUUCAGCAUUCCCAUAAGUCACAAUCCUUCUGGGAGAUGAGACAAGUGCAGGCAUUCGCCAUGACCAGUGAUGAGAAGGAAAAUGAGAAAGAAGAUGAAAAAAAGAGAAAAAGCCUGGCCAGUCCGCUGCUCGGUGAGGCCAGAGUUCAGCAUAUCUAGAGAAACCUGGAGGACACUGGAGUGGAUGAUGCACAGAGGGGCUCAGCUUUUGCACAGUGUUCUUUCCUUCCACUCUGUUCUUUGCCUCUUUUUUUAAAACCUGACCUUUGUUCCAAAAUGCACAAAUAUAAUUGUUUUAUUUGUAUGAGAUAUUACCUUGUCUGAGUUGUCUCGUUAAAGCCGAGGUGUGCUGGUUAUACACGGUAAAGACAGUGCCAUUGUGCUCUCUGUUGAGACUGAGUGAAGGACUGUUGAUGCAACAAGUGAACUGCCUGGAUGGUUUUACCAAAUCAACCACGAUAUUGGCUUAAUGAAGAUUUCCAGUGUACGUGUUAUACAAAAUAUUUGGCAUCACAUUUGAGUAUUUUGUCACAAAAUAUCCAAUGUGAUAAAAAGUUCUAACAUUGCUGUUAAUGUGAUUAUUUUCUGGGUAAAAUACAAGUGUAACUGCAGCAAAUAACUGUGUUCUUUGCUCCAGGGCCCACUCUUACCUACCAAACUUAACAUCAUAGUUUGUGGUAAAGAUAGCAUUGUAUUGUAAAUACCUUGAAAUGGCCUUAUAAUUUAAACAAUUUCCCUGGCCUUCAGUUUUUUUUACCUCACUUUUUUUCACUCACGUGUUCUGCAGCCAAUAACGGGAAAGCAGUAUUAGAUUAAAUGUGAAACUAAUACAUUUAGAAUAAUUUUAAGCACACUAGUUUAAAAAUUUGUGGCAUAAAUCUUUAAAAUCUGCUAAUGUAUAAACAUACUGUACCAAUCAAUGAGUGAUUUAACUGAUUUGUCCGUCUUAAAUGUUGAUAUGCAGAUAGCUCUCAACAUUAUGCUGUUUUUUAUCUCUCUCUAAUGUACUUUUUUAUUUAUUGAUUUGGUUCCUUUUAAAGAAGUAUUUAUGCUGUACCUCUAUGGUGACUACAAAGACUACAAACAGCCAGUCAUAUGCUUGUACUGUCUGUGUUGUUUUGGUGUGAACUAUAUUGUUGUCAUCUGUAAAGCUCUGUCUAUUUCAGGGGUUGGGAUUUCAUUGAGUGCAGUAAAUUUGCAAUGCAGAUAUAUAUAAUGAAACAGUGAACCUUUAUUUGCUUUUAAAGCAAGACAAAAACGCUAAAUACCACUACUGAUUUUGUAAAUAGAUGUUAAGUUUGAGGACUGUAUGUGUAAUGUAUAGGCAGAUAAUUCAAAAUAGGAUUGACCAAUUACUGCCAAGUUAAUUUUUUUGCAUUUUUUAUUUUGUUUUUCCAUAACCUCAAAUUUGAAAUAUUUUGAGAGGAUUUUAUAAAUUAAGAUAAUUUCAGAGACUGUUCUAUUAAAGGGAAAUCUCACAGUACAUCCAGCUGGUCAUUUCAGUUGCCUUAUGUUGCACACUGAUGGUGUAAGCAUAGCUAGUGAAGCAAACAAGUUAUGGGCAGCAGGAUUUACAGUGAAAUGAAUGUUUUGUCCUUGAUGUUAUUUUUGGUUUUUGUAAAUAAAUACCCUGAGAACUUUA
Haplochromis burtoni (Burton's mouthbrooder) is the source of this 2503-nucleotide messenger RNA. RefSeq names its product rap1 GTPase-activating protein 1-like. The record is from RefSeq and is a predicted model, not a curated record. NCBI's taxonomy places the organism in Eukaryota, Metazoa, Chordata, Actinopteri, Cichliformes, Cichlidae. The transcript has 8 exons. The annotation marks the transcript as partial.